AUGUGUUGUAGGGGAGUAGCCGUCGCUCAACCAUCAGCCGCUGAUCUGGCGUGGACCAGCAGCCUCUCCGAGCUCACCUCCCACCUGACCGCCGCCGGGGAGCUGCCGGCCGCUACGCUGCACGUGCUGCCCUGCGGCGCCGUCUCGGAGCGGGCGCUGACGGGCCUGCUGCGCCGGCUGCCGUGUUCGCGCGGCUGCACCGUGGCCGAGCUGUGCCGGCCGUGCCACCAGCAGCUGGGCGCCGGUCUGUACCGGCCGUCCGGCGGCACCGUGCUGCUCUGGGCCGGCUCCGCAGACUGUCUGCAGCCGCCCGAGGAGAGCGUUCCUCGGCACUGGGCCAGCGCAGCAGUGCUCCUCCUUCCACCGGACGGGAUGGCCUGCAAGACUAACAUCCUAUCCACUUUGGGAAAACACCUAAACUUCUCGACGGAGCUGCGCCACCACUCGCGCCGCGUCUGGGGCAGUUUAGACGAAAACGGCACGUGGCACGGUCUCCUGGCGAGCGUGGUGCGCGCCGAGGCAGACCUGGCCCUCGGAGGUAUAUCAGUGACGGCCGAGCGUGCCGAAGCGGUCCACUUCCUGCAGGAGUUCACCAUCGUGCGCUCCAUGUUCGUGUCUCGCCGGCCGCCGCCGCUGCCCGCCUACCUGACCGUCCUGGCGCCCUUCACGCCCUCCCUCUGGGCCACCGUGAUCGGAACGUUACUGGCAGUCAGUUUGGCGCUGAUGGUACUGAGAAAAUGCAGCUUUCACCACGCGCUGAGUGACACGUAUAAGAUCCUCCUAGCCCAGAGUCUGCCAAGGACCUUCUUGGCUUCUCCAGUCAUGCUCCUCAUCGGAGUGUGGUUGUUGACCGCCUUCACCAUCGGCUGCAGCUACACCAGCAGCCUGACGUCGUUCCUGGUGAACGGCGCGCCCGGAAGGCCCGUGGAGACCACGGAACAGCUCGCCGACAGCAACUACCAGCUCGUGGUGUCCCACACCAACGGCCUGUUCACCGAAUGGCUGAACACGCGACAGGGCGCCGUCUUCUCCCGACUUCGGGAAAAGGUGGUGAUGGAGACCCAGUUCAUGAAUUCCCUAAGCUCUCUGACCGCCUACAAUCGCGCACACGUGAUCGAGGACGCCUACUUCGAGUACGCUCUGAGCUGGAUAGCGCUGAACACGAACGGCUCUCUGUGGAGGGAGGACCUGGUGCCGAGCCGGGACGUCUUCAUGCCCACCUCGCUGGCCAUCCCGGUGCAGCGGAACGCGCCCUAUCGACACGCCCUGAGCCACGCCAUCCUGCGACUCUCGGCCGCCGGACUCGUCCAGAAGUGGCUCGAGGACGCCCUCCACGGAAUACGCCUACGGGCAAUACGGGCUAACAUCGAGGCGUGCAAAGUCAGUCAGGAAAACUGCCGUGACAAGAACCGAGCCCGGCAGAUCGGUCUGAAGCACAUGGAGGGCCCGUUUCUGCUGCUGCUGACGGGGUACGGUGUGGCAAUGGUGGUGUUUGUGAUCGAGACGCAAAUGGGAAGGUGGAGGAGGCUGGGGUUGUGCUCCGGGCGCGGCGCCGCACUCCAGAACCACGUCACCGGGCUCCAUCAGACGCGGCAGCCGCUCGGCCAGCUCCAGCAGCUUGUACGCUGA
Messenger RNA from Amphibalanus amphitrite, 1629 nucleotides. RefSeq names its product glutamate receptor ionotropic, kainate 5-like. Gene Ontology annotation, molecular function: glutamate-gated receptor activity. Lineage: Eukaryota; Metazoa; Arthropoda; Thecostraca; Balanomorpha; Balanidae. Gene Ontology annotation, cellular component: membrane. The transcript is spliced from 3 exons. The record is from RefSeq and is a predicted model, not a curated record. The coding region runs from base 1 to 1629 and encodes 542 amino acids.